This is a messenger RNA of Symbiodinium sp. CCMP2456, 1253 nucleotides long. NCBI's taxonomy places the organism in Eukaryota, Dinophyceae, Suessiales, Symbiodiniaceae. The record is from the annotation of a GenBank genome assembly.
GUGUGUCAAUCUACGUGUUCGAUUGCUGCCGCUUCAUUGACGAAUGCGGCCUCACAAUGCAGGCACGGUACAUCUCCAGCUUCCUCCGCGGGCUCCGCGUCUUCCAAUCCGCUUCCGUGAUUCCGUUGAUCUGGUUCUUUGCCCGCCCGGGUCACCUCCGAACAGAGGGCUGGGAGGCUGAGUUCUUGGCUUUGCUCUCGACGGUUGGCACACUGCUCGUGGCAUACUUCCUCCUGGAGUGUUUCACACGACUUCGCCACCGGCCUGUUGACAUCUUCAUCGCCUGUCGCAAGGGGUUGCUCCCGGAGCUGACGGCACUGCUGGACGAAGGCACAGAUGCAAACCGCCGCCUGCUGGAUGCCACAAGGCAAACACCGCUGCACAUCGCGGCAGCUGCCGGCAGCAGUGAGUGUGUCACAGCUUUGCUGCAGCACGGAGCCGACCCGUUGCUGUGUGAUGUUGAGGAUGAGACUGCUCUCCACAAGGCGUGCCGGCGUGGCGACGCGAGGUGCAUUCGAGCGUUCCUCCAUCCCCCGAACGACACGCCGUGCGUGUUGCGAGGUGACCACCUGGAGUGCACUCUCCAAGCGAACAAGUCGGGACUCAUCGCACGACAGCUGCUCUCGCCGAAGGCAGAUUGCAGUUUGGCGGACGAGUUGAGGGCCUGCGAGCACGGAGAGGCGCCCCUCGUCGGGCGGACUUGCAGUACGCAGAUGGAGCAGAGCAUCCCAAGGCGGCCGACGACUCCUGUGGAAGCCACAGAGAUCUUCGGGAAGGUGCUAAAGGACAGCAGCUCGCGUUUCCUCGUGGACGAGACAAGCUCGGACAACUCGAACCUGACAGGCUUUCUGUUCAGCACGGGCGUCGGGGAGAGGAUGGCCGAGGUACUCGGGGCUGACCAGCGCUUCGCUGAGGAGCAGCCGGUGCAGCUCACAGCCUUGCGGACGCAGGGCGUGCUGGGCGCGGGGGCCUUCGGCAAAGUCUUCAAGGUACUCGAUGUCGCCUCAUCAGAGGUCUAUGCCUUGAAGUUGCAGCGCCGCGACCGGGCAUCCAAGUUUGCCAUCCGAGAAGCCAAAGCACUCCACAGGUCCAGCCACGCCUUCAUCGUCAGGCUAAUUCACAUUUUCCAGACGCAGUCCUACUACGCGCUGCUGAUGGAGCUUUGUCGCUGCCUUGGAAAUGCCGUAAGGGACAUCUGCACCAACUGUACCAGGGAAACCCUGUACAGGGCGAUAUCACCCAACAUUCUCUAA